Vicia faba (fava bean) is the source of this 528-nucleotide messenger RNA. The record is from the annotation of a GenBank genome assembly. Lineage: Eukaryota; Viridiplantae; Streptophyta; Magnoliopsida; Fabales; Fabaceae.
AUGGAUGCUUCAUCUUUAACCAGGUCAAGUCUAAGCAUUUCAAAUUCAAAGCCCUUUUUUCAUUACGUUCCACAACAGAGACCUUGUCACGUGCACUUUGCAGUUUCAUGCAGAGUAAAGCAUAUGGAGGAAACAAGGAAUGGAUCAAAUUUCUACAAAAUGUUAUCUGUGAAUCCGAAAAACGCGACAACGGAAGAGAUAAAGAGAGCUUAUAGAUCAAUGGCACUUCAAUAUCAUCCCGAUGUGUGUCAUGAUCCUUCGAUGAAAGAGGAAUCAACUAGGAUGUUUGUUCGGUUAAAUGUGGCUUAUGAAACUUUGUCGAAUCCUAUGCUUCGUGAACAAUAUGAUAGUGAGUUGGGUUUGAGAAGUAGUAUGAUGAAUAAUGAUGUUGUUGGUGAAGGGAUUUGGAGAAGUAGGUGGCAAGAACAAGUGGUUGAGUUGAAGAAAAGGUCUAGUAGACGUAUGGAACAAAAAGGAAGGUCUUGGAGUAGCAGAAUGAGGACUCAAAACAUGAAAGAUAGGAACUAA